Molecule: messenger RNA, 625 nt
Organism: Nicotiana tabacum (common tobacco)
Lineage: Eukaryota; Viridiplantae; Streptophyta; Magnoliopsida; Solanales; Solanaceae
Source: RefSeq, a predicted model, not a curated record
UCUUGUGCUCACAAAUGGAUCCAAAAAUCCUAGUGAGUAGUGUCCUUGUCACAAUAUAGUACCCCACUAAACUAGAAAUUUCCUAUCUAUACUUUCUUGGCCGCUUUCUCCAUAAGCUAAUGCUACUCCCCUCUUUUGCUUCUAUUCCCCUUUUUUUCUCUUGGCUAGGUUUUUCAAUUUCCACCUGCACCAGAAAUAGCUCAAUAAUUAAUUCUUAUUGCUGUUAAUGGCGGACUGGGGACCAGUGCUGAUAGGAGUUGUACUCUUCAUAUUGCUACAACCUGGGCUUCUGUUUCAGAUACCGGGUAAUAAUCGUACUCUGGAAUUUGGGAGCAUGAAGACUAAUGGAAAAGCUAUUGCUGUUCAUACUCUUAUUUUCUUUACGCUUUAUGCUAUUCUCAUUCUGGCUGUUCAUGUUCACAUCUAUACUGGUUGAUCCUAUAUACUCCAGAUCUUCUCGAAAUCCCCCUUUUAUGCUAUUAUUUUUACUAAUCGAUGAGGGUUUUACUUGUAACUUGUAAGCUCUUUUCUUACUGAAGUUAAGAUCUGUUUCUUUGUACUUUUGGCUUGUUAAGAAAAAAUAUGAAGAAAGAUUGAGUUUUUGAAAUGAGCUGUUUUAAUUAUA